AAAGUGAUGGAGUUAAUAAGGAAAUGAGGACAUCUCCUUCUGGCAUCAGCCCGCGGAGUGAGGCCGGAGGAGAUGAAGAUUCCGACCGGAUGCUGAGGUGUCCACACUGCCCUUACACCACCACCCACAAACUCAGCCUUAAUGGCCACAUGAACAUCCACACCAGCCCAGAUGACCUUGCUAAGGCUAGUGCCAGCCCUCAGGGGUCAGGACCCUCAUCUCAGGGCCCCCUGGGGGACACGAGGGCCACAGAUCGCUACUGUUCUGAUUGCGAUAUUCAAUUCUCGUCUGUGAAGACAUUCCGUGUUCAUAAGACUCACUAUUGCCAGACUCGUCAUGUUUUGAAAGGUGGGAACAAGAGUCCUGCAAGGGAGGAUGCAAGUGCCAGCACUGUCAGCACUUUAGCCGGGAUGGUCAGUGCCGCAGCAGGAAGUGGCCAGCCAAUCCUGGCACUCCCCACCAACCCCAUACUGCUAGUGCCAUAUUCACUAGUGGCAGGGGCACAGCUACUGCCUCCUCAUGUGCUACCCCAGGCUGGAGCAGCAGUGGUUCUCCCUAAUGGGCAAGUGCAGCCACUUUCCCCAGGGUCACUUACUGGGCAAGUGCCACCCCCAAUGCUCUCCCCAUCUGCUGGUACCAGGGGAGCAUCUCCCGCCCGCAGCAUCCCUCCCCAGACAUCUCCACAAUUAAAUCAAAGUUUACCCCCAAAGCAGAGUCCCAAAGAUGAGUCAAAGGUGAAAUCUGGGAAUGGAGAGGCAUCAGGAAAGAGACGCGGGGAAGGUGAGUGCCCGCUGGACCUAACUACCAAACGACCAAAGUUGACAGUCAAGACGGACUUGUUGAGCGAUGAUGAGAAGGAGAAUCGGGAGGUCAACACCCCGACUAAGUCGCCUGUCCCUAAGUUGCAUCCAGGGUCAUCCUACAAUGCUGGGGAGUUUGAGGGAAAGUUGUUGGCCUCUCCACCUCGGCCUUCACCAUCGAGUGAAACGGAUGGACAGUCUGCUCCGCGGUCGCCUCGUCCGGCAUCCGCAGCACCAACUAUAGGAUCGCCACGAGGUCUACCCGAUUCCCCAAGACCUUCCACUUCUGCUCGUUCCCCUGGGCAGCAACCUCAGGUCCCGGGUCUACCCCAGCUACCCCCUGGCUUCCCAAGCCUUCUAGCAAGCCUGGAAAGCUUGGGGGGUAUGUCUCUAGCUCAGGGGCUACAAGGUGUCCCCCCAGAGCUAGCUCUAAAGUUACUCAACUCAGAUUUGCUCAUGAAUGGCUUGGCACCCAUACCCAGUGCCCCAGUUAUCGUCAAGCAGGGGGAAGCCAAGUGCAAUGAGUGCAACAUUGUCUUUUAUAAAGAGGAAAAUUUGCAAGUGCACAAGAGGCAUUACUGUGCUGCAAGGCCGGGAAGCCGAGACGACGACCGCCGUACAAGCAACAAGAGUCCAGCAGCUGCAACACUGGCUGGUGAGGCCGGUGCUGGUACCUCCAGAGGCUCACCCACACCUGCCCCUGAUGUAGCAGCACCAUGCAAUGCCAAAGCGGCAGUUUCUGUUUCAAAAGAAGCAGCAAAACCUAGUAAGCCCUUGUUGCAAUUCAUCUGCACAGCUUGCGGCAUCAAAUUCACCUCACCAGAUAACUUAAAGGCUCACCAGACUUAUUACUGCCCCAAGCGUGAAGGGGCAUCUGGGGAAGAAGGAGUGACUAAAGGCCUGUGGCGAUGCCCCAGGUGCCGCUGUGCCAUGCCUGAGACCUUACAGGCAGCUCAUCGGUGCAUGACUCCCUCCCCUGCCCCGUCACAUGGGUGGAAAUGCCCCUGCUGCCCCAUUAUUUCCCCCACUGCUGCAGCUGCUCAGAAACACCUUGAAACACACGCUGGAAUCAAAGGCUUCCGCUGUACCAUCUGUGGUUACCGUGGCAACACACUGCGAGGGAUGCGCACACACAUCCGAAUGCACUUUGAGAAACGGACCAACGACCUCCAAGAAGAGAACUUCAUCUCCUGCAUUCUGGACGAAGAUGAUGGCAGCCGGAGGGCAGCAGAAGCCCAGGGAGUGGCUGACCUGCCUAGGGUCAUCCUGGAGAACCCUACACUGUCUGCUCUCCUGGCAGAGGGAGUUGCAGAGUGCUCUGACCAGCCCAUUUCCUGCCACUUCUGUCCAUUCAUUGCACCAUAUCGCAGCAACUUGGCGAGGCACUUAGCACUGGUGCACAAAGUUGGCUUUGAUGCCAAGUUGACGCAGGACCUCCAGGCACUACUUGAAGGCCAUGUUGCAGCAUCCACCGAGGCUUCUUCUACAGAGGAUGCAGAGAGACGUGACCCAGUAGAGAAUGGAAACCCCGUUAGCUCUCCUCCACUACCUGCUGUCAAGCUGGAACCGGAGGUUAAACUUGAAGUGGAGGAAUUUGAGGAUAAGAUCCACACUACUCCAACCAAUCCACAUUCUCCAAUGAUGGACAAUGAAUCAACCACGGAAGUUGCAGGCAGCGGAUCAUCCAGUGGUGCUGACGUCCCCCGCUAUUGUAAAGCCUGCAACAUCACAUUCUCCUACACAGAGUCGUUCUUGGCACAUAAGAGAUUUUAUUGCUCAAAACCAGAGUCAACUACACCUCCAGAGACUGCAGUACAGUGACCAGUGCAAUAUUCUGUGUCG
Molecule: messenger RNA, 2642 nt
Organism: Cherax quadricarinatus
Lineage: Eukaryota; Metazoa; Arthropoda; Malacostraca; Decapoda; Parastacidae
Source: RefSeq, a predicted model, not a curated record